GUAAGAUGCUGACACCAACUCCCUCCCCUUGUAGCUGGUCAUGUGGAUGUCGCCUCGCUCCCUGGGGUACUUCCAUAUAAAGAGGCCCACUGCAACUCUAGCCCAGGACCGCACUGGAUCACGUAGACCGGAGCAUUACAGCUGUGUUUUAAGGAUCAACUUGCUUUCCGGAGAUAAGCGACAUCAUGCAUUCUGUGAUGAAAUGCUGGUGGGCCCUUAGUAUCCUCCAUCUAUCUCAUGGCCUGGUACAUGGGGACAUGCCAUUGGACGGUGGCCAACCAAGCCACAGGAGGCUGGAGCCCUCCUAUAUUUCAGAGAUUGCAGACACUGUGGAACAGUUGAUGAUCGAUGCCCAAUCUUAUGAUGAGGACACCUCCCAGGAGAUGACGGAAGCCUUGCAGCUCCAGAGCAGGACCAUGCGCUCCCCCCGCCGCUGUGUGCCCCACCAGCAGUCGUGCCUGGGCCACCAGCUGCCGUGCUGCGACCCCUGCGACACAUGUUACUGCCGCUUCUUCAACGCUAUCUGCUACUGCCGCCGCGUGGGUCAGUCCUGCAGCCACAGGCACACCUAG
Messenger RNA from Gadus chalcogrammus (walleye pollock), 572 nucleotides. It is a transcript of the gene agrp, whose product is annotated as agouti related neuropeptide. Gene Ontology annotation, molecular function: type 1 melanocortin receptor binding; neuropeptide hormone activity. Lineage: Eukaryota; Metazoa; Chordata; Actinopteri; Gadiformes; Gadidae. Gene Ontology annotation, biological process: neuropeptide signaling pathway; positive regulation of feeding behavior; hormone-mediated signaling pathway. The coding region runs from base 186 to 572 and encodes 128 amino acids. Gene Ontology annotation, cellular component: extracellular region. The record is from RefSeq and is a predicted model, not a curated record. The transcript has 4 exons.